AUGUGUGAUGCAGAAGAUGAACUUACGAUUCCGCGGGCGUCAAUCAAUAAGAUGAUGAAAGAAAUGCUCCCGAACGUCCGAGUUUCGAAUGAAGCCAAAGAACUUGUCAUGAAUUGCUGCACGGAGUUCGUCCAUGUAAUAGCUUCUCGUGCCAAUGAAGUAUGCAACCAGAACCAGAAAAAGACGAUCAUGCCUGAUCACGUGUUGGGAGCUUUGAAUGAGGCUGGCUUUGGUGAUUUCGUUAAUGAAGCUAAAGAAGUUUUGAAAGGUUGCAAAGAAAUGCAAGCGCAACGAAGGAAACAUUCUACCCGUCUGGAGAAUUUGGGCAUUCCCGAAGAAGAACUUCUGCGUCAACAGCAGGAACUUUUUGCUAAAGCUCGAGAGGAGCAACUCCAGGUCGAAACGCAACAGUGGCAGCAAAUUCAAGCAGAAGUUCAAAAGAAAUUAGAAGAGGAAAAUCGGGGUAGUACUUCGACAGCAGUUGUGGACGAGGACGACGAUUAUUCGUGAUCGUGAACCAUUCUUAUUGAUUCUUUUACUCCUUGCGUUCUAUACCAAUUGAUAAAGCUGAUUCAUUUUACAAGAAA
Messenger RNA from Notodromas monacha, 587 nucleotides. The record is from the annotation of a GenBank genome assembly. NCBI's taxonomy places the organism in Eukaryota, Metazoa, Arthropoda, Ostracoda, Podocopida, Cyprididae.